AUGUCAACUUCAAUAUCAUUAUCAACUAUUAAAGCGUAUCAUAUAGCCGCAUUAUGUAAACUUUGUUCCGAUGCUUUAGUUUUAGUUGAUAACAUUACUCUGGAAUGGUUGCGUAUAACAAAUAUAAUAGGACAUUUAUUUUGUUCAGUAAAUCGUCCAACUAUAAAACUAAUCAAUGACCAAGACUUAUUUGAAAAUAAUAAACAUUCACAUCUAAUUAUCAUUCUUCAACAAUCAAUACCAAUAAAUCGUUUAAAUGACAUAUGUACUGAACAAAAUUUUGAUUCAAUUCUAUUACUAACAAGUUCACCAUCAAUCAUCGAUGAUCAUAAUAAUGAAUGGGACGAACAUCUAAUUGAUAUAUUACAAAGAAAAACUUUGCAUUUUCCUUUUAUUUCCAUAACAGAUUCAUUACUUUUAAUACCAACUCUUAUUCCAUAUCAGCUACCAACUAUUGAAACUCUGACUUCACUUUCCAAUGAAAAAAUUAAAACGAUGACAUCAUUAGACACUAUAUUCGACAAGGAUGAAAUCAAAACCAUUCGAGUUCAUGCUGAAAUGUUAAAUAGUUUAAUGGCAAGUAUGAAUGGACGUGAAGAUAUUUUUAUACUUGGUCCAUUGAGUCAUGUUAUUGCUCGUGAAUAUACACAAAUGACAAACGUCAAACAACGACGAAGAUCUGGUGAAAAUAAAAUUGCUUUACUAUUAAUUGAUCGACAUUUAGAUUUAGCAACACCAUCAUCUCAUCAACAAGAUACUUUACUUGCUCAAAUUAUUAAUUUUUUACCUAAUGUACGUAUAAAAAGUUUCGAUGAUUGUCAUCAACGUACGAUUGAUAUCAAAGUGGAUACACGGGCUUUGCUAAAAAAUCUAUCAUCGAAAUUCGAGAAUGAUUUUAAUUCAUAUUUAUUUGCUGACAUGAAACGACGAGUAGGCAAUGCAGAUGCUGAAUCAGUUUUUGAUAAUAUUAUUUAUUCGAAAUCGAAAGUUGCAACAGCAGAUGUUUUCACUCACCUUCUUGAGUCUCUUAUCUAUAAUAAUUUGGAAACAAAAAUAAAGUCUGUCAAAGUAUCAACUGCAGCUAUCAGUGCUUGUUUAGAAAAGUUCAGACAAGCUCCAAAAGUUCUCUGUAAAAAUUAUGAGCUCCUAGUCAUAUCUUGUUGUUUAAUGCAAAUCAUGGAGUCUAUUGAUGAGAAUCAAAAUUUUGAACGAUUAAUUGGUCUUGAAAGAAUUCUUGUACAAGCUUUAACAACAAAUGCUGGUCCUAGUCCAUUUUCAAUUAUAUUACGAACAUUAAAAGACGACUUGAUGAAACCAGACGAAGAACGUUUAUUAAAAUUAAUUGAUUAUGUUAUUCUCCUUAUCAAUAUCUAUUCUCUUGCUGGUAAUGAUGUUUUCUAUGGUAAAGAAGAAAAAGAUCGUGCGCAUAAACUCAUAGGAAAAGAAAUUCUCAAUGAUUCGUCAUUUACAAAGACACUUCGUGAAAAAAUGAGAACUCUCGGAUAUUCAUUAGAGAUUGAAUAUGUUCUUGAUGUAAUCUAUCAAAGACUUGAUUUAAUUUUAUCUUAUAAAAGACGUUAUAAAUAUCUUAAUUCACUUAUUGUUCAUGGUUCGGAUGAACAGCCAGCUUAUCGACAAUCAUUACUUAAACAAAUAUUUGAUUUAUUUAAACAGUAUGGAAAUUUUGGAUUGCCAUCAUCAUCGAUUUCAUCUCGUUUAACUGGUUCAGCAAAUGUUUCUACAAUACAACAAGAACAAUUAGUGAAUGAUAUUGAACAUGUACCAUUCGAUGGUUUUACAGACUUUUUUAAAAGUGCUGCUAGAGGAUUUUUUGGUGAUGCAAAACCAUGUAUAACUAGUAAUGAUUAUUCUACUAUUGUUGUUUUUAUUGUUGGCGGGAUAACACCUCAUGAAAUUCAACUUAUUCAUGAAUAUAGUCAACAGAUAAGAAAACAAAUUAUUAUUGGCUCAUCGGGUAUCAUGAAACCUGAAGAUAUUUUAUCAAUAUUAUUGAAAUGA
Molecule: messenger RNA, 2019 nt
Organism: Rotaria socialis
Lineage: Eukaryota; Metazoa; Rotifera; Eurotatoria; Philodinida; Philodinidae
Source: the annotation of a GenBank genome assembly